AUGUCCUCCAUCACUCUCUCAGACCUCGAAUUCAUAGACCGCGAAACCCUCGCCUCAACUUUUACUCCUUCCACCUCUGAAGCUACAGACGCACAAUCCAAACGCAGCCUCCCUGCCUCCACAGCCAUCAUCGACGUGCGCGACAGUGACCACAUCGGCGGCCACAUCCGAGGCUCCACAUGGGUUCCCUCGAGCGAUCUCGACUUCAAGCUGCCUGAACUGCUGCGUACGCUACAAGAUAAAGAGACUGUGGUGUUCCAUUGUGCGUUGAGUCAGCAGCGGGGGCCAAGUGCUGCGUUGAGGUACCUGAGGGAGAAGGAGAGGCUGCAAGGAAGUGGGGGAAAAGAGGGAGGGGAGAAGGAAGGAGGAAAGAAGCAGAAAGUGGUGGUGCUUAAGGGUGGAUUUACAGAGUGGCAGGAGAAAUAUGGGAUGGAUGAGGAAUUGACCGAGGGAUAUAAGAAGGAUAUUUGGGAAUUUGGGUCAUAA
Bipolaris maydis ATCC 48331 is the source of this 486-nucleotide messenger RNA. Lineage: Eukaryota; Fungi; Ascomycota; Dothideomycetes; Pleosporales; Pleosporaceae. The record is from RefSeq and is a predicted model, not a curated record.